AUGUCGGUAUCUACCUGGCCCGAUAUCUCCCAUCUCUCAAUAUCAACACCAGAGCUAGUCAACGCACUGAGACAGAUGGGUCAACAGGUCAAGUGGCCUCCAAAGAUGAAAGCACCCGACUCGUUCCGGAACCCAGAACUCUGGUGCGACUUCCAUCGCGAUCAUGGCCACAAAACCAAAGAUUGCAUUGCCCUGAGGAUCGAGGUCACCGAACUACUCCAAAAGGGGCAUCUCCAAGAAUUCCUCUCAGAGAAAUCCAAGGCCCACCUCAGCAAAGAGAUAGCAGGGAGAUCCAAAGGAGCUGCACCAACCUCACCACCUCGCCAAGAUCGGGUGAUCCAUGUCAUAUCCGGAGGCUCAGAAGUAAGCGGAGUGAGCCACGCAGCCGCAAAGAAAAGCACCCGAAACGCUAAGCAUGGUCUGGAAACGACCCAGCCGAAGGUCCUACUUCUAGACAUCGACGAGAUAAGCUUCACAGCUAAGGAGCAAGAGAAGAUCCUAGCUCCCCACCAUGAUGCUCUAGUUAUCUCUCUCACCGCAGCAAACUGCUUGGUAAAAAGAAUACUAGUAGACAACGGCAGCUCCAAGAACAUUAUCUUCCAGAUGGCGUACCAAGGUCUAGGGCUGGAGGAGAGCACCCUGACACGCAAGUAA
Messenger RNA from Brassica napus (rape), 654 nucleotides. RefSeq lists its product as uncharacterized. The coding region runs from base 1 to 654 and encodes 217 amino acids. NCBI's taxonomy places the organism in Eukaryota, Viridiplantae, Streptophyta, Magnoliopsida, Brassicales, Brassicaceae. The transcript has a single exon. The record is from RefSeq and is a predicted model, not a curated record.